Acyrthosiphon pisum (pea aphid) is the source of this 1863-nucleotide messenger RNA. RefSeq lists its product as uncharacterized. The transcript is spliced from 2 exons. The record is from RefSeq and is a predicted model, not a curated record. The coding region runs from base 1088 to 1837 and encodes 249 amino acids. NCBI's taxonomy places the organism in Eukaryota, Metazoa, Arthropoda, Insecta, Hemiptera, Aphididae.
UUUAAAUAUGUGUACCAGAGUGCCCCCUAUACUACAAUGUUUGAAUAAUAUAUUUAUUUAAAUCAAACCGUAAAAUUGUGUUUACGUUAAGCAAUAUACCAACGUUAUUAAGGACCAAACAACAAUGCAAAAUUUAUUGAAUCAAAAUCAAAAUUGUGCACUUGUGCGUUGGAACGAAGACCAACUGACAUUUCGUGAACGCGAAUUUUAAAGUGUACAAACUGCAUAUCCACGGGUUUCAGAAGAAAUAAACUUAACAAAUAGAGCACAGGCGGCAAUUGAAAAGACGAAACAAAUCGAGAAAAAUGAAAAAAGCAAUAAUAACGACCGACGCUGGCGAAAAACGGCGUAAAAAGUAUUUGAAAACCAACCGACCGCCGCCGCGGCAAAGGUACGUGAUUGGACGCGCUAAGGAAUCGACGGGAACGGAUGGGGGGGGGGGGCGGAUUGUAGAAACGGAGCGGUUCAUUUUUUACGCCACAGUUUCACCAUAGCCGGCGUUUUUUGUUCCAUAGCGUCUAAGCUCACUAAGCGUCAGCUGUUGGUGGCAACGCCGCGGCACGUUAUACGUCAAUGUUGGACCGUUCGCUCUUCGGAUUGGUCGGGCGGCGACUCGUCGUGCGCGUUUGCCAAAUUUUCGUCGGGUCAAACUGUCGGGCCUAACAUAAUGACCGUCUAACGUCGUACGCGUUAGCAAAAAUUAUCGGCCACUCGUCGACGACCUCCGACAGGUCACGACAACGCGAGCGUGGCAACGCCGCACAAAACGGAGCCGCUCGGCAGCUAACCACAAAUUUCCGUCACCGUGUAAACGUUGUUUCGCCAUUCGUCGUCCUGGCCGUGGUGGUUGAGUGUAAACGUGGUGGAAAAUAUUAUCGGACAGCGAAACUCUGGUACGACUAGUAUCGCGUAGCGACGGCAUAAUAUUGCUGAACCGAUCGAGGAGGCGACGUCGUCUGGUCUGGAAACCAUCCGGCCGUCGCGAUAUCCGCGUCUGAAGCUUCAGUACUGCCCGAAAUUUGUUCGUCCCGGACACGAGUGGACAGAAGUUGUAGUGUAGUGUAUCAAUCGUUCCGUUUCUCCCGACAUGCCCGUCGAUACGACUAGCGAAACGACGGAACAGCAGGUUUCCACUGUGAAGGAGAACUCGCUGAAACAGUCGAAACCUAACUUGCCUGAUAUUGAACUUCCUGAUGAUGAUCCUAAUGAACCAACACCUUCUACAUCAAAAAAUGUGUUAACAGAUGGUUUAAAGCGACCUUUGUCAGAUGAAGUAGACGGUGAUAAAGAAAAAAAAAUUAGACUUACUGAAGUAAGUGAAGGCGAACUGGAAGUUACUAACAAAAAUGAUAAUAAAGAAAGUCAUAUUGAACUGUUGUUACAAAAAGUUUCGGAGUCUCUAGAGAAUACAAUUGAUGAUGAAUUUAAUAUUUCCAAUAAGACACCUUUGCCAGAUGGAGUAGACGGUGAUGAAAAAAAAAAAAUUAGACUGACUGAAGUAAGUGAACACAAACUGGAAAUUACUAACAAAGAUGAUAUUAAAGAAAGUGAUUUUGAACUGUUGUUCCAAAAAGUUUUGAAGUCUAUAGAAAAAACAAUUGAUGAUAAAUCUAAUGUUUCCAUUAAGACACCUUUGCCAGAUGGAGUAGACGGUGAUAAAGAAAAAAAAAAUAGACUGAUUGAAGAAAGUGAAGACGAACUGGAAGUUACUAACAAAGAUGAUAAUAAAAUAAGUCAUAUUGAACUGUUGUUACAAAAAGUUUCGGAGGAACUAGAAAAUACAUUUGAUGAUGAAUCUAAUGUUAAUGAUAUCAGUAAGGAUAGAAAAAAAAAAUAAUCCAAGUGAUAUAUACUUAAAAUAUU